Messenger RNA from Nasonia vitripennis (jewel wasp), 3107 nucleotides. It is a transcript of the gene Sou, whose product is annotated as E3 ubiquitin-protein ligase RMND5A. Bases 101 to 1279 code for a protein of 392 amino acids. Gene Ontology annotation, cellular component: GID complex; cytoplasm; nucleus. Gene Ontology annotation, molecular function: protein binding; ubiquitin protein ligase activity. Gene Ontology annotation, biological process: proteasome-mediated ubiquitin-dependent protein catabolic process. The transcript has 7 exons. The record is from RefSeq and is a predicted model, not a curated record. Lineage: Eukaryota; Metazoa; Arthropoda; Insecta; Hymenoptera; Pteromalidae.
UAUACGCUUGAAAACAAUUUCAAUCUGGCAACACUGGCUGCCGUUGACGUCAGCUGGUAAUCGUGACGCGACAUAUCAUCAUCAGUUAGGAAUAACAAUAAUGGAGGCUUGUAAUGCCGUAGAACGCGAAGUUGACAAAGUUUUAUUGAAAUUUGGCGCAAUAGGUGAUCAUGCGGACACAACACUACGCGAUCUUGUUAAUCACAUCGAGUCCCUUAAAAAGGAAUUGGAGGAAGCACCGCCAGACCAUGAACUGACACCAGAGCAAGUCCAAAUUCUAAAACAAGCAAUGACCAAAGCAAGGGAUACGGUACAAAGAUUAGCUACAGACCAUCGUGAACUACAUAGUACAGUUUCCAAAGUAGGUAAAGCAAUCGACAGGAACUUCAUAGCUGACUUUGCGAGUACAAGUAGAGAAGAUGUCUUCGCAGGCACUGAAAAAACACAUCUCCUUAAUCAGGUCAUUUGCCAACAUUUUUAUCGCCAAGGAAUGUUGGACAUAGCUGACGAGUUGGCAGCGGAAGCUGGAAUUAAGACUGAUGAAGGAAGAAAAGAACCUUUCACGGAACUAAAUUAUAUACUUGAUUGUUUAAAACAAAAAAAUUUAGAACCAGCGUUGGACUGGGCAACAAAGCACAGAGAUGCGCUUAUUGCACAAAAUUCUUCCCUGGAAUUUAAAUUACAUAGGUUACAGUUUAUAAGAUUGGUUCAACAAGGACCAAGUAAACAAAGCGAAGCUAUUGCAUAUGCUCGUAAAUAUUUAACCCAAUUUGUUAAUCGUCAUGAGAAAGAAGUACAGUCACUCAUGGGAACAUUAUUAUAUUUACCUAAUGGAAUUCAAUCAUCUCCAUAUAGCCAUUUAUUAGAUCCAAAUUUAUGGCUUGAUAUUCAUGAUGUUUUCACCAAGGAAGCUUGUACACUACUAGGUUUAAGUGUUGAUAGUCCUCUAUCUGUUUGUAUAAAUGCUGGAAUCACGGCGCUUCCUGCUCUUCUUAAUAUAAAGCAAGUUAUGCAGCAACGGCAGGUUGCAGGCAUUUGGAGUGGAAAGGAUGAACUUCCUAUCGAGAUAGAUCUGGGAAAACAAGGACGUUAUCAUUCAGUGUUUGCUUGUCCAAUAUUGAGGCAACAAAGUACAGAAAAUAAUCCACCAAUGAAGUUAGUGUGUGGUCAUGUUAUCUCACGAGAUGCCCUCAAUAAAUUAACCAAUGCCAAUAAAUUAAAAUGCCCAUACUGCCCAGUGGAUCAGAACCCAGAAGAUGCCAGGCUUAUUUACUUCUAGUUUGCUGUGAUAACCGAGGAAGAUGUAUUUGUAUGAUACCUUAAAAGUAUAUUAUCCUCCAUGACUAGUACUAAAUUUUAAAAAUGGUGCAAUUUUGCAGUCUUGUUUUAUCAAGUUUUUUUUUCUGUCUAUAUCUAUUUUCGCAAGGUUAAAAUCUCUUUAAGAUCGUUAACUUAAAAAUUUUGUCCUAUUUUUCAAAUAUAUUUCCUCUACAGGGAAAACUUAAAUUUUACUUUAAUAAUAAUAGAGCAAACAAAAUUGUUUAUUAAUACGAUUCAGCCUUAAAAACAGGUAGUAGUUGCUAGAAUUAUAAAAUUUAUCAUAUGACUUAUAAGACUUUUCAAUAAAGAUGUCUGAGAGGAAAAUAGCAGGUACGGAGUAUCCUAUGAAUGUAUAAUGAUAUAGUGAAAUAGCAAUUUUGUACUAAAUAAGUGCGUUUUACUGAUAAAAUGAGAUAUAACCAUGCGUGUUUGUACAUAAAUAUUAACGCACGAAAUUAAAUUACUGAUUCCUACUAAACAGUGUUGAACGUCAAUGUGGACUCAACUUCAAAUGAAAUUGAUAAUUAUGUAGUGAAGCAUGAUAUUAAUUAUUGCCUUGGAACAAUGUUAUGGUUAAAUUGCUUAACUCAGGUUCCAAAUCUGCUGUCACUCUUAUGCUUGUAUGCUAUUUGCAGCAACAAUUAUAAUUAUAUAAUUCAAAUAUUUAUUUCCAUUAAAGACAGUUGUAGAAAUAACUGAUAACUUAACGAAACAGUUAAAUACUACAAUGUAAGUAAUAUAUAAUUGUAAUUAUAGAUAUAGAUAGUCAUUAGAGCAUUAACAGAGUUUGAAAAAAAGAAGUUGUUUUAUAUAUUGAUGAGACAUUAAAUAAUAAAUGUUAUACUUCUACAAACAAAUUUAUUACAUUAGUUAUUAUUUGCAAACAAAUGUUUUUAUAUUAUUUCAUGUGUACACAACAAAUAGGCAGUGACACAAGUUUAUACUUUUUUAUAUGCAUAUGUAUGUAUAACCUAAUGCAAAAACAUAAUAUUAUAAUAUUUGGGGGACAACGUAUUUAAAAAAUAUAAGCAAAGCUUUAAGUUAUUCUAAGAAGAUAACAUACAUAUAGUUGUUACUAUUUAAGUAAGCUAAGUUGUCACUAAUCAUUGAUAAUAAAUAAGAAAAAUUAUUCAUUGAUCAAAGUCUCAAACUUACUGUUUUAAUACUUGAAAAAAAAAAAAAAAACGUGAAAAAUAAAAAAAAAUGUUGCCAAAAUUGCCAAGUAUCAUGGAGUUAAUGAGAAAUGACAAAUCAAGUACGCACUAGUGUAAAGAUUUUAAUAUAUGUCAGGAUUCAUAAUAAAUACCACAUGUAUAAACUGUAGGUAUUACAUGUUUAUUCAUGAAUUUGCUUAAAUUAAAAUAAAAAAUACAACAGUGUGGCACUUAAUUUGAAUUUGAAUUUAUUUUUUCAGAACAUUUUUUGUAUACACACAUUAAUUCCUCACUACAGAUACAUUAAUUAAUUGAAGUUCUUGUAUGGUAAGCUGACCGAAUAUUAUUUUUAUGUAAAGAUUGGUUUUAAGUUUUCUCAAGCGUUUACAAUUUCUAAUUUGUCAUUAACUAUUACUAUCCUCUUAACUUGGAUUAUUAUUAAACUAAAACAUACAAGAACCCAUCAAUGAAAUAGCUUAAAACCAAACCAAUGGAUGAUGUAAUUUUUUCUUACAAAACUUCAAGCAGUAAUUAAUUCAAAAUUUACAUUGUUGACGUUGUAUGCAUUAUAAGCACUUAUUAUAUUUAGCAUACAAAAGUGUACUUGGCAAUAAAGAAAGCGUAAAAGCAAUA